Molecule: messenger RNA, 2474 nt
Organism: Fundulus heteroclitus (mummichog)
Lineage: Eukaryota; Metazoa; Chordata; Actinopteri; Cyprinodontiformes; Fundulidae
Product: YTH domain-containing family protein 1
Exons: 6
Coding region: 484-2340 (618 amino acids)
Biological process (GO): mRNA destabilization
Cellular component (GO): cytoplasm
Molecular function (GO): mRNA binding; N6-methyladenosine-containing RNA reader activity
Source: RefSeq, a predicted model, not a curated record
UUAGCCGCCCCGCGGGGGAGGACGCGAACUACAGCGGCAGCUCAGAGCCCGGAUGGAGCAGCCAUUGGGGAAGUGUGCGGGGCUUUAACGUAACCGAGGAGGACUCGCUCGCUCUCUCUCUCUCCCUCUGUGGAAUAAAAAAAAAAAGAGACUAAGUAAGAGGCGAACGAAGAGAUAAAUACUCAAGAUCCACGGGGCUGCCACGCGGCGACAAGUGCUUCACCUCGGGGGGAAAAAAACUGAACUCGGACUGGACACCUUUGGGAUACAGUAUCCGAGGCGCCUGACUUGAAACUGUGGAAGUUGGGAGAAUACUCAGCUGAGCCUGCGCUACAACUGCUAGCCACAAGCUAAGCGGCGCUGCUAGCCCCCCUUUGAGCUAACUCCUACUGAGCUGUGUGAACUUGCUCACAAAUCACGGGGGUCGAAAUUCAGUCACAGGCUCGGGCUCCGCGAGAAAACCAGGGACUUGCUUAAUGAAUUAUGUCUACCACAAGCAUUGACCCUCAGAGAUCAAAGGGACAAGCGUCUAAAGUGCAAAAUGGUUCACUACAUCAGAAGGAGACUGUCCAUGACAACGACUUUGAGCCAUACCUUCCUGGUCAAUCUACGCAGAACAACAGCUACCAGUCCAUCACCGAUCCCUACAUGUCUAGCUACUACGCUCCCUCCAUUGGUUUUCCUUACCCACUGAGUGAGGCUCCCUGGUCCACCGGUGGGGACCCCCCGAUUCCAUACCUCACGCCCUAUGGACCUCUGAGCAAUGGAGACCAUCACUUCAUGCCGGAUACCGUGUUUGGCCAGCCAGGAGGACUGGGAAGCAGUAUCUACCCCCACAGGUUUAACUUUUUCCCUGAAAACCCUGCUUUCUCUGCUUGGGGCACGAGCGGCUCCCAGGGCCAGCAGACUCAAAGUUCAGCUUAUGGUGGCAGCUAUAGCUAUCCUCCCAGCUCCCUUGGGGGCACCCUGGUGCCUGAUGGUCAGACAGGGUUUCAUAGCGACACCCUGAACAAAGCCCCUGGUAUGAACAGCCUAGAACAGGGGAUGGUUGGGCUGAAGAUCGGAGGGGACGUCUCUGGUCAGGGAUCGGGAGUCAAGGCGGUGGGGUCUGUGAUCGGCGGACCCGGAGUGGCGGCCACAGGGAACGGAGCCACACCUAUAGGAAUGCCUCCACCCAAACCCACCUCCUGGGCCGCCAUCGCCAGCAAGCCUGCCAAACCGCAGCAGUUGAAGUCCAAGGUGAAGCCAGGCAUGCCCAAUCCGGGGGGGGCUCUCCCCCCACCGCCCAUCAAACACAACAUGAAUAUUGGGACCUGGGACAAGGGCCCAGUCACUAAAGUAGCCACAGCCCCACUGCAGCAGCAACAGCAGCCUCUCGGGCUGCCUCACGCCAUGCCACCUCAAGGCCCCAUGCAGCAAGGACACAUGCAGCCGCCUCCCCCCCAGUCGUUAGUGCAACCCCAAAUGCAGCCCAUGGCCUUACAGCCUCAGCCGCCGCACCACCAGCACCAUCAGCCGCCACCGCAGCCCUACCAAAACCACACCCAGCCACCUCAACCCCAAACCCGCUGGAUCGCGCCGCGCAACCGCAACCAAGGCUACGGGCAGGGGGGCCUCGGCCCAGACGGGAGUGGCAUGAUGGGAGUUGUCGUCGGUGGGAACAAUGGCCCCCAAACAUGCGCCGGUCAGGGACCCGGUGGAGAAUCCCACCCGGUGCUGGAAAAGCUGCGUGCCGCCCAUAGCUACAACCCCAAGGACUUUGACUGGAAUCUGAAGAACGGCCGCGUUUUUAUUAUUAAGAGCUACUCCGAGGAUGAUAUUCAUCGCUCCAUCAAGUACUCCAUCUGGUGCAGCACGGAGCACGGCAACAAGCGGCUGGACUCGGCCUUCCGGGCAAUGAAUGCUAAGGGUCCCGUGUACCUGCUGUUCAGCGUCAACGGCAGCGGCCAUUUCUGCGGCGUGGCGGAAAUGCGCUCGCCGGUGGACUACGGCACCAGUGCCGGGGUUUGGGCGCAGGACAAGUGGAAGGGCAAGUUCGACGUGGACUGGUUGUUCGUUAAGGACGUGCCCAACAGCCAGCUGCGCCACAUCCGCCUGGAGAACAACGACAACAAGCCAGUGACCAACUCCCGCGAUACCCAGGAGGUUCCUCUGGAGAAGGCCAAGCAGGUGCUGAAGAUCAUCGCCACCUACAAACACACCACCUCCAUUUUUGACGAUUUUUCCCAUUAUGAGAAGAGGCAGGAAGAGGAAGAGGAGGUGCGCAAGACUUUUGAACCUGCUCAGAUACAGAACCGCUCUCGGUUGGAUCAGGAGCGCCAAAACCGGAACAAACAAUAGAGGACAUUUAUCCAUGGCUUGAUCAUUUACAAUAGGACUCGAUUUAAAGACAAGAAGAAAAUGAAAAAUGCAACCAAGCCCCUCAUUUCUGUUUUCUAUUUAAUCCUGGUGAACGUUUUUUUUUUUUUUUUUUU